UAGAAUAGUCCUGAGUUUGAUUCUCAGCUUCGGUAGGUUAAUGCGACGUCACAAAAACUUAAAUGCCCUCACUGCCCAAUUUUCCAUCUCAAACAUUAACAUAAAAACCGAACAGGACUGCCAGAAUCCUGAAGCAGCAUACCCGAAAAUAGACUUCAACUUAAUAAAUAAAUAAUCAAAGUUGGAAGUAUCGUGCUUUCGCCUUCCCUAUUCGCCCCACAGUCGCAGUGACGCCGUCUCGGCAGUCAGCCGCGAGCCACAGAGGGCACCACACGUCCCUACCACAUCACAUAACCAAUAAACAAAUGAAACCCGCCACCGGACCGGGGCCACGGCUUCAGCACAAAAAGCAAUGCGAUAACUUUGCCAUUUACAAAGACAUACAAAUUGACUCGUUACAAAACUUACAUGGUUCUUAGAUCGCGUGGAGCCCGGUGUCAACAAUGUAGCCAUAGUGACCCGCUGGUGUUGACGGCUUGACACUGAACAACUCAUUUAGAAUCUUUACGAUGUUGUUGAAUUUUAUCGAAAUAUUUUGAUGAGAGUUUUGCUGUCGUUGUGUUUGUUGUGAUGGUGUUGACAAUAAUUUAGCUAGUUGUUUAAGGAGACACUAAGAUGGGGAAUGGUAUGAAUAAGGUGCUGUCGGGGCUGUACGUGGGCAACUACCGCGACUCGAAGGACCCCGUGCAGCUGGACCGGCACCGCAUCACGCACAUCCUGUCCAUACACGACGCGGCAAGGAGGCUGCAUUCUGACAAGCACUACCUGUGCAUCAUGGCGUCGGACUCGCCGGAGCAGAACCUCACGCAGUACUUCUCUCUGUGCAACGACUUCAUCCACGCGGCGCGUCUGCGCGACGGACACGUGCUCAUACACUGCCUGGCGGGCAUGUCGCGCAGCGUGACAGUGGCAGUGGCCUACAUCAUGUCGGUGACUCCGCUGACGUGGCGGGAGGCCCUCAAGGUGGUGAGGGCGGGGCGCGCGGUCGCCAACCCCAACCUCGGCUUCCAGCGGCAGCUUCAGGACUUCGAGACUUACAAGCUGGUCGAGGAGCGUCGUCGUAUAAAAGAGCGGUAUCCGUCCCUGGCUCUAUCAGACCGAGACCUGGCGGAGUGCCGCGUCAUGCUGGCCUCCUACCAGACCAUGCUCAACCAGAAGACCAUCUGCGAGGGCAAGUGCGCCAUGGGACGCCAGUGCCCUACCGGGGUGUGCCGGACGGGUUCGAAGCGGCAACCCCGCACGCGGCGCCCCUCCACAGCCGCCAGCUCUCUCGAGUCCAGCCCCGUGGGAAUGCGCCGCUCCCCGUCCACGCUCUCCACCACCUCUACUGCAUCCGGGUACCGACCGCGGUCCUCGCCAGCUGGGCUCUAUAGCUAUACUGGGGCAACCUCCCGGCCGACGCGCUCAGCAUCAGGCAUGAGCAUGACUCGCAUGACGGACCCCAUCGGCGGCGGCACGGCCAUGGCGGUGGGCGGCACGGAGUACUCCCGCCGCCGCGCCGCCUCCGCCCCCGCCACCCCCGCGCUGUCCCCCGCCACCUCGCCGCCAGGGUCGCCGCAUAGGAAUACCACUCAUAGGAAGGGUGGGUGUGCAUGGAUGAUACCGUCAGUGCAGUGGGACCCUGCCUCCAUGUAGCCCCGUGCCAUGGACCACCAGCGCAGACCAGGCUUUUCAUAGCACCUUGUCACAUUCACCAGAUCACGAGCUGUGCAGCGGUGUUCGUAGCAGGCCAUCAUGGAGCACCCUGCCGAGCCACCGCCAUGCCCCCCGCCUCCCCGUGCCGGCCCCGCGCGCCCCCGCGGCGCCCCAGCGCCCGCCCGGGGCAAAUGUAAAAAUAACCCAUUCUAAUAUUUGCCUCAUAUUGGUCAUUCCCAAAUCUAAACUUGGAACUAACAAAAAAGUUUUUUAAAGUACCUAAAAGGUUACUUUGUAGGUACAAGGUUUAAGACGCGAAAAAUACGCCGAUUUAUAAAAAUUGUUAAUCAUUCCAGUGAGUACGAGAAGUGUGAUUUAAAAUAAUGGAACUGUUUAUUAAUGUUACGGUGAUUUCUUCAGUGGUGUAACUGUACAAAGUUGACGAUGGUUUAAAAGUUAUGUGAGAUAAAGUGACGCUCAUCUGUAAUUAAUGACAAAAACAAGGGAAAUUAAACGAUAGAACCUUCGAUAUUUAAUAAUAAAUUCCUAUUUUAUAGCAACGAAAAUAUGAUGAUCUUAAAAUCCUGAUAAUAUUGAAGUGUCGUGUUAAAGUUCUUAAAGAAAGUUUAGUAAUUGCAUCGAAAAUGAAACUGUGCUAUUUCGAAUAUAAUAUGACAAACUUUGAAUCAUGAGUCGCUGUGUAACAAACAAUACUUCGAGUUAUUCGAUUUAAUUGUUCAGAAAAACUGAAAGUACAACUUUAUAUACUUAUACUUAACUACAAAACCAUAAUUUUAGUGUCACCAGAUUGCUUAUUUAGUUUUUAAGAAAGAAGUCCGAGAGAGUUUGAACGAAAUGAUUAGGAUCUAGGUACCAGUAGCCGGAAGAACUAUAGAGGAACUACUUACCUAGAAACCUAUUUUACUUUAAGGCACAAUGUUAAUAGUUGAGAUAGCAACUAAAUCUUUUGUCAAAUACAAACAAUAUAUGAGACGAAGAGAAAGGUUUCUGUGGGAUCAGCCGUUGUUGAAAUUAUGAGAAUGAGUACCUAUUUAUAUGUAGGACCACAAAAACUGUUUAUGUAGGAAUAGUGUUGGCUUGGGGUUUUGAUAAACGAGUCGUGUGAGGCCGUUUUGGUAGUCGUAAGAAAAUCUGGCUGGUUCAGAUUGGAACAUGCAUGCAUUUAUACCUUUUAAACUAGCAUAGACUUUUAUAAAUUAUUACUAAUAAAAAAAUAAAUGUAAUAAUGUAGAAUCAAAUUAAUUUAAAGUUUGUUUGAGAAUAUUUGAGUCUCAGAUAGUACCCGUAAGUAAAGGUAGAUGACACAAAUUUUCAACGUUUUGGCGCACAAUUACUAGAACUAUUUUUGAAGCACUGUCUGAAGGUUUGGUAAAAGUUAAGGAACGGAAAUAAAACGUAACAAAGAAUAAUUUAACUACAAUUUGAACGGAUUCAAUUAGGUAAUUUGUAUGAUGUUUGUAUUUCUUAACGCUUUCCAAGACAGACAGUAUUAUGUAUGACAUUGACAUAAUUUACCUAUGUACUUUAGUAUGUAAAAGUGACUCUAUUUCGGUAUUUUAUUUUUGCAGUUAGCCUGAAAGUUGAUCUACCUCCACGUAGCACUAGCUGUUGCAGAGGCUAACUGACAACUGAGCUUCUGUCCUAAAUUAUGUAAGAACUUUUACGUUAGUUUAUAAUAGCAAAAUUGCUCAAAUUAACACAUUCCGAUCCUUAAGAUGAAGCCAUGUAGAAACCAAUCAACUUGAGGUUGCUAGCUAUUUUCGCUCAUUCUUAACCUUUCUAUACUGCUGGGCCAAGUUGAUUUAUUCAUCAGCCUCCUUGCACAAACAUGUUUUCAGUUUCAGUCGACGUUGACCCAGAAACUUGAUGACAAAAGAUUCUAACUUUUAAAAUUCCUACUCCAAGACAUGUAUUUAUAAAGGAAAUAAUAUGAACAUUGCAAAGUUAAUUACGCCAUCUAAAUGUAAACCUAUGUUGUAACUAAUUUAUUUUUGUGAAAACUUCAUAUAGUUAAGCAUUAGUCGUUGUAUGAGGAUCUACUUAAACGUUUAUUAUAGGUACCUACUCGUAUCGGUAAUGAAAUGAACUUGGUCUGGCAGUACUAUAUAUUCUCUAGGGUAACAGUUGUGACUUUUUGCAUAUCUUGUCCUUUUCUCAUUGCUAGGGCUUAGCCUUAUUAGGGAUUGUGAUCUAGAUGCCUUGAUAGGGUGGCAUUACUUAGAUUAUAGAAUAACUAGAUUAAAAACCAAAUUCUAAAAUUAAUAAAUAAUAUUUAAGGUAAGCCGCCAGCGCCACUGUAGCUUUGUUACGAUUAAUUUUAUUGACAAUCAAGACUAAUUAUUAAUUUGUAAAUUAAGAAAUACUGUUCGGUCAAACAAAGUUUCAUUUAUAAUUUGGGUAUGUUUUUCAUUAAUAUUAUACCUUAUUCUCGCACAUUUUCAAGAUAUCUUGUUUGAUAAAGCAAAAUAAUGAAAUGCAAUGUACCUACCUAAUUGCAUGUCUAGAAUUGUCUAGUGAUUGUAUCUAAAGAAUAUAGAUUAUGUAAAAUCAGGUGCACUUCCAUGAUAUCAAUAUAAAUAAAUCCAUCAAAACAGACAAUAUUUUAAUAGAUAGUAUAUUAAAAUAAGCACUAUUUUUGUCAUGUUUAAUCAAUAUUUUUGGUAUAAAAAUUAACAUCGUUAAACAUUAAAUUAUAUAAAGAAAAAUAUUAAAAAGCACAUCACUUAUAAAAUCUAUUGCAAUGUGAAGUUAAAUGUUUUAAGAUAAAUAUUUUUACACGUUGCGCACGUACCUAUUCUGUUAAAUUUUGACAUCACUUUAUUGAAAGAUGAGGAAGGUUUUGAAUAUAAAGAUAGCUACAUGUCCGCAGCAAAAAUACAGCAGCGAUUAAUGUAGUGCGAAUUUAUGAGAAGCAAUAUUAUACCUAUUAUUAUGCCUGUGCUGAAAGCUGACAUGUUGUACCUACGAUACGCCAGAGUGAGGUUAAUUAUUACAUAUUGUGAAUACUUUAAUAUAAAACCGUAUUAUUACA
Messenger RNA from Plutella xylostella (diamondback moth), 4687 nucleotides. Its product is annotated as dual specificity protein phosphatase 22. Gene Ontology annotation, cellular component: cytosol. NCBI's taxonomy places the organism in Eukaryota, Metazoa, Arthropoda, Insecta, Lepidoptera, Plutellidae. Gene Ontology annotation, molecular function: protein tyrosine phosphatase activity. The record is from RefSeq and is a predicted model, not a curated record. Gene Ontology annotation, biological process: signal transduction; protein dephosphorylation.